Astyanax mexicanus (Mexican tetra) is the source of this 7909-nucleotide messenger RNA. RefSeq names its product N-deacetylase/N-sulfotransferase (heparan glucosaminyl) 1a (gene ndst1a). Gene Ontology annotation, cellular component: Golgi apparatus. Gene Ontology annotation, molecular function: deacetylase activity; heparan sulfate N-sulfotransferase activity. The record is from RefSeq and is a predicted model, not a curated record. Bases 668 to 3301 code for a protein of 877 amino acids. The transcript is spliced from 17 exons. NCBI's taxonomy places the organism in Eukaryota, Metazoa, Chordata, Actinopteri, Characiformes, Acestrorhamphidae.
GGGAAGGAGCCGUUGAGGAGGUGCACGCACGAGUCUCGGCACUCAGUCCGUGUGUGUGUGUAUGAGUGUGUGUGAGUGUGUGGCUGUGAUAUAACCGCUGUCGCGCAGUGUGUGGACGGGUCGAGGCUUCAGGACGGUGUUUUGGAGCUGCUGGACAUGUGCUGCAGUUCUCCUUAAGGACUAUCCUCACACUGGAAAUGCUGUCCUUCAGGCUAAACCAGGUGAAGCAAGAAGGAAGGUAUAUGGACCCCUGGGAAUGAAGGACCAUACUGGAUCUACCUACACUGGUUCUGCCAUUCAAUCUGCUUCUGAGGUAAUAGCAAGGAGGGACCAAUUGGACAGCCGACAGGAUCCUGCCCCAGUCAACCAUCUUGCAAGAGCUUGGGGACCUGAUCACUUACGAGACCUUCUCCAUUAAAGCAGUGGAUAUCAGACAUGGUGACAUAGCAGCACUGUUGAAUAUGGAGGAGAUACUAAAGGCUCUCGUUUCUCCUUUGAUCACAAUGGUUUUAUACACAGACCGAAACUACAAGCGUAAAUUGUGGGAGUGAAUGUAAUUUAACUGAGCUUAGACUUUUGUUUUCCUUGAAAUCUUUUGCCCCCUUUUCUGCUCCCUUGUUUGUUUACUUGUUUUCGUUUGGGCGAAUUGGUGGGGGUCAACCCCACGAUGCUGGGUGCGUUUCAUGUACGCCGUCUCCUUCGUCAGCUCACUCUCCAGACCAGCCUCCUCCUACUCUUCCUUCUGUGCAUGCUCAGCGUCUUUGUCUCCGCCUACUUCCUCUAUACUGUCAAGCGGGAACUGGAGCCUUCUACUGGAGGCGGGGCAGAAAACUGUGACGACGAUGUUACCCCAUCCAGGCUCCUCCCAUUCCGGGAGAAAGUGGGUGGAGCUCCGGCAGCAGACGGAACCCGAACGGAACCAGUGGUUCUGGUGUUCGUGGAGAGCCAGUACUCUCAGCUCGGACAAGAGAUUGUGGCGGUUCUGGAGUCGGCCCGGUUCCGGUACCAGACGGAGAUAUCACCCGGUAAGGGGGAUAUGCCAACAUUAACGGAUCGGGACCGAGGCCGCUUCGUUCUGAUCGUCUAUGAGAACAUCCUGAAGUAUGUCAACAUGGACGCUUGGAACCGGGAGCUGCUGGAUAAGUACUGCGUGGAGUACGGAGUGGGAAUCAUCGGGUUCUUUAAGGCAAAUGAGAACAGUCUGCUGAGUGCCCAGCUGAAAGGCUUCCCGCUGUUCCUGCACUCAAACCUGGGUCUGAAGGACUGUACGGUCAACCCCAAAUCACCUCUACUACACAUCACCCGUGCACAGGAGGUAGUCCGAGGCCCUCUCCCUGGCGAUGACUGGACAGUCUUCCAGUCUAACCACUCAACAUACGAGCCUGUGCUACUGGCCAAGACCCAGUCAGCUGACAGCGUGGGGCUGCGUGCUGUUCUCCACACGUCCGUGGUGCAGGACCUGGGUCUUCACGACGGCAUUCAGCGUGUCCUGUUCGGCCAUAACCUGGCCUUCUGGCUCCACAAGUUGGUAUUUGUGGAUGCUGUGGCCUUCCUUACGGCUAAGAGGCUGUCUCUGUCUCUGGACAGAUACGUGCUUGUGGACAUUGAUGACAUCUUUGUGGGAAAAGAGGGCACCAGAAUGAAGGUGUCUGAUGUGAAGGCAUUGUUGGAGACUCAGAACGAGCUGCGGAAGUCGAUCCCAAACUUCACCUUUAACCUCGGCUUCUCAGGGAAGUUCUACCACGCAGGUACUGAUGAGGAGGAUCUGGGUGAUGACCUCUUGUUGUCCUAUGUUAAUGAGUUCUGGUGGUUUCCGCACAUGUGGAGUCACAUGCAGCCUCACCGCUUUCAUAACCAGAGUGUGUUAGCAGAGCAGAUGCUCCUCAACAGACGCUUUGCUGAGGAACACUCCAUCCCGACUAACCUGGGCUAUGCAGUGGCCCCUCACCACUCGGGGGUCUAUCCAGUUCAUGUGCAGCUGUAUGAUGCAUGGAAGAAAGUGUGGGGAAUCAGAGUGACCAGCACAGAGGAGUACCCUCAUCUCAAACCCGCCCGCUACCGCCGGGGCUUCAUCCACAGCGGCAUUAGCGUGCUGCCCAGGCAGACUUGUGGUCUGUUCACUCACACUAUCUUCUAUAAGGAAUACCCUGGAGGCCCUCAGGAGCUGGACAAGCUGAUCGAUGGAGGAGAGCUCUUCCUCACUGUGCUGCUCAACCCAAUCAGUAUCUUUAUGACCCAUCUGUCUAAUUAUGGAAAUGACCGCUUGGGUCUGUACACAUUCAAGAAGCUGCUGCAUUUCGUGCAGACGUGGACUCGUCUGAGACUGCAGACCCUGCCCCCGCUGCAGCUCGCUCACAAAUACUUCAGCCUCUUCCCCUCAGACAGAGAGCCACUGUGGCAGAACCCCUGUGAGGAUAAGCGGCACAAGGAUAUCUGGUCUAAAGAGAAAACAUGUGAUCGCUUCCCCAGGCUUCUUGUGAUUGGACCACAGAAAACAGGGACGACAGCUCUGUAUCUAUUCUUGGGCAUGCACCCUGACCUCAUCAGCAACUACCCCAGCAAAGAGACAUUCGAGGAGAUUCAGUUUUUCAGCGGGCACAACUACCACCGGGGAAUAGACUGGUAUAUGGAAUAUUUCCCUCUCCCCUCCAACACCAGCUCAGAUUACUACUUUGAGAAGAGCGCGAACUACUUUGACUCUGAGGUGGUAGCAGCCAGAGCAGCAGCUCUGCUCCCUAAAGCUAAAAUCAUUACUGUUCUCAUCAGCCCUGCAGAGAGAGCUUACGCCUGGUAUCAGCACCAGAGAUCUCAUGAUGAUCCAGUGGCCCUGAAGUACUCUUUUCAUGAAGUCAUCACCGCAUCCCAUGAUGCUCCUGUGAAGCUGCGUAUCCUGCAGAGCCGCUGUUUGGUGCCAGGGUGGUAUGCGGUCCACUUGGAACGAUGGCUCACACACUACCACUCCAGUCAGAUCAUGGUUAUGGAUGGACAGAUGCUGAAAACUGAACCAGCGUCAGUGAUGGACAGAGUGCAGAAGUUUCUGGGACUGGUGAACACUGUCAACUACCACAAGAUCCUGGCGUUUGACCCGAAAAAAGGUUUCUGGUGUCAGCUGCUGGAGGGAGGAAAGACGAAGUGUUUGGGGAAGAGUAAAGGAAAGCGAUACUCUGAUAUGGACUCGCAGUCUCAGGUCUUUCUGAGGGAGUACUACAGGGAUCAUAACAUUGAGCUGUCGAAGCUGCUGUACAGGAUGGGACAGCCACUGCCCAGCUGGCUUAAAGAUGAGCUGCUCAAUAGCAGGUAGCAUUGAGCCUCAUACCUCCCCCUGCCUGACACUGGUACCGUCUUCAGCACCACUCGACUCUUUGCAGUGUAGUGAACUAUUAAAAUAAGUGGGGGUGAGGAACAUGGACUCUGUGGAAAUUAAACAGUUGAACGAUCAGCCUCCCCAAUGGGGUGGAAUGGUACGAGCCACACUGUUCUUUUGGGCUUUGCUGUGGCGAUUAGUGUGGACAACUCUGAUUCCGUCUUCAUCUGAGGAAGCAAAGACUCUGUGGAUUCCUUGUGUACAUUAAAUCAUGGUUAAAAAAAGGAAUGCCCAGGAAAACUUGCAAUGAACUUAUGCGGUACACUUAAGAAAGUACACCAAUCGUGACUGAGUGGAUCUGGAACUGAUGUCAUCAGGGUUUAACAUGAAGAUGUGAGACCGCAGGAGUAAACGUGUAUAUUUUAAAAGUGCCAGUUAUGGAAGGACGCACUGAGGUUUUGUAUAAUGUAACUGUGCUCUUGUGCUCUUGACCAUACAAACCAGUUACAAAGCCUUUACUCAGCAUGAUAAUGAGGCGGUGAAGCUGCCCUCAACACUAAAAUUGAAUGUAUCAUAAUGUAAUACAAGGCCUGCCAGUUAUUGAUUUUUAUAAAUAUUUAUGAGCUAGUGUUUCCUCCUACAGAAUUCCUUCCACCCUGCCUGCAGUGGAAUAACCUGAUUCACCCCAUACGGGUUCCUCAUUAGUUUUAAUAUAGCACUAACAGAACAGGAUCUUUUUUUUAUGGUGGGAAUACACUGCUCAGCUCGGAUUGUAUGAAUUGACCUGGGGGGUUAAAGCAUAAAGCAUAUAGAGUAAUAUGUUCAGUAAAAUGUUCAGCACGAUGCACCUGAAAAUGCAGCCAAUUAGAGGUGAAAAUUUCUGAUCUCAACAAUUUUUUUUUUUUAAUUUAUCAUGAAAUCUCUGACCUACUAAAUUUCUCCACACAUAUACACACAUAUUAUUAAACAAUACACUAAACUGAAUAAAUUCAGCAGCCUGAAAUAUUUAUUUUGUCCUUAAAUCACACCUGUUUAUUGAAUAGUAUAAAUAUCUAAUUAGUACAAAUGCUAACUGGAUCCAUACAAAUGCACAAAUGCCACUGAACUAAUGUCUUACACUGUAGAGUAUUGCAGACAGUAAAGCAAUUUACCAACCUUUUAAACAAUUUAUAGGUCAAUUAAGUCAAAAGGCUGAAAGUUUAAAUUUUGCCCCACAAAGUUCACCCAUUUAUUGAAAGAUUAAUAUCCAAUUAGCAAAAAUGCUAACUGGAGCCAAACACACAAUAAAGCACAAAUGUGACUGGAAGAACUGUUUUCAUUGUAGAGGAUUAUACCAAUAAAACAGCCUAGGUACUAGCCUUAUCCUUUGUCGAUGCAGACAUACAGUAAUUAAUCAGAUAUUAGAUAUUUUAAUCACAAUCCAGUUCUUUAUUUUUCUUUAUUUUAACAACAGUGUUUAGGGCACAAUCUGACAGCCUCAAAACACCAUUAAUGCACAUUAAUAAACUGGCCAACCAGCUGCACUGAGGAGAGUUAUCAGAAGGUAAAUAAAGAGUGUAGAUGGAGUCUGCAGUGUGAGACUAUUUUACAUAUUUGAAACAAUAAAAAAAACAAACCUAAUUGGGAUAUCCCUAGUAUAUGAGGAAAAAUUUAAGUCAACAGCCUGAAAAUUUAGUUUUUCCCCCAAAAUUCUCCCGUGAAUAAUAUUAGUUGCUUGUAAUCCAAGAUCAAUGCAGUUACAUCAGCAACUUCAAACUGAUGUAAUCAGGAUACAUUGUUGUUGUUUUUUUUGCACAGAAAACAUAAAUACUAGUGAUUCUAUUUUUUACUUAGCCGUCCCUCGAGUCCUCCAGCAACGCUGCAAGACUCUAGAUAUGGUCAGUAUUUCAGGAUUGCAGUUCAGCUGAAUGUUUGUAAGAUAGAUAAAACAUGACCCAGAAUUGUGCUUUGUAUUCCCUCCUGUAGAAACCCAUAAUUAUUUUACUUGUGCACAGUAAUGAGCAAAACUACAAUAACAGGUUUCUACUUCAACAAAUGGAGAAUUGUGCUAGUUGGGAGAUUUGGUACAUGUUUACUUUUACAGACCUUUUUUAUUUUUGUUUUACAGUGAAAUAAAAACAUAUUAAGUGCCAUAACUACAUACAAUAUCAGAUUUGAAGAGAAUUUUAUAAUUUUCUUUUAGGUACUUUUGGUUGCGUUUAAUUUUUUCGUAUUUUCAUUGAUUGUAAUUGUUUCAUCAAAAAAAAAAGCAGAAGCCUGCAUCAGCUCUGUCCUGUGUUCAUAAUACAAUGUUUUGGGGGAGCAACAUCCAGUAUUGUCUCUCUGCCAGAUAAGCUUAAGUGUGUACGAGUGUGUAGCAAAUCAGGAAAUCAUCAGACAGCAGCAGUAUCUUAAGUUUAAUUACAAAUUAGCAUUGUGGAACGAAAACAUUUCAGUUUUAAUAAAUAAUGAUGUAGAAGGGUUUUAUUAAUAUAAUCUAAAAAACGUUAAUGUGCGCGCUACUGUGUGAAAAUCUGGAAUCAAUGUUUCCAUACCUCAUCUGCUUUCAGUUUAAGGUGUAAAAUGAUAUCUGAUAACAUAUACACUGACAUGCCAAAUGUCAUGGGACAGGAACUAAUAUCAUGGAAGUAAAAGAACACUGCACUGACCUUUAUCUGUAUAUUUAUCUGUUUUAUCUCAAGCCAGACACCCCCAGGUACAAUCAUUACCACCCACUGUACUGUACACUGUGGGUAGUAAUAAUGCCUUUUAUGAUGUAUUCCCAAUCAGACAUCACACAAAUUCGGAUAAGAUAAUUCACAUAGCUUUGCUAUGAGCACACUAGCAAGUAGUGUUCAGCCUCACUCACAAGAUAGCACCUUACAAUUUACACAGGUGUGGAUAUUCCCAAGCCAUCCUCUGAGGUAAUACUGUAUGAUGGAUUAACAUGCUUCUAUCCCAGGACGUUUGACCUACCAGUGCAUGCCCAUAAAACAUUGGAGACAAAAGUUAAACACAUUAUUAGUUUAGCAAAUGAUUCCAAACUUUUCAGCAGAAGCACAAAAAAACUGUGUCUGAGGAAAUUAAGAAUCCAGUGACCUUUAUGGGCAAAUUUUGUGAACAUCCCAUAUAUACCAGUAGAAUGAGAUACUCUUCAGCAGCCAGCUUUUGGGGGAAGAAAGCUAAAAUGAUGGCAACUGUCUGAUGCAGUGGCUUCUGGAGUCAAACAUAUCUCUCUCUCUCUCUCUCUCUCUCUCUCUCUCCCUCUCUCUCUCUCUCUCUCUCUCUCUUUCUGAGCCUCAGAUAUAAAUAUGUUUCACUGUAAAUGUUUAAGUAGCUCUUUGUUUUGGGUGAUCUCUUCUCGCAAUCCUCCUCUUCUCUCUGGAGUGGAGGAAUUAAGAGUGUCCUCAUUUUACUCGGGAGUUUCCAAAACCAAUCCCGCUUUAAUUGGAUACUAAACUUGGCAUAUUAGAAAAUUGUAAUCUUUAUAAUGUUCAUUUCUAGUUUGUGGCUGCAUGAGUGCUGGAUUCUUACAGGGAAAGAUGUUUGUUGUUUUUGUGGGUACAUUUCUUUUUACCUCCCAGUUUGUAUUGCUUGUUUUUUUUUCUUCUAAAUGUCAAUUGCAUACGGAUUUACACACAAAACAAGCUUCCACAGUCUUUUUUUAUGGCUCAGAUCAGAUUUGCCCCACAUCCUUAUGGUCCACACUCAUAAAUGUCAGUAACCUGUAUGUGGCUGUAAUGUGAACAGAUCUUUUAAUGAAAUGGCAUGCAUACGCACAUUAAUGCAUUAAUGCACAUCACAACCCAUGUGCAAGCAAAUUGGGCUCAGACUCUUGCAGGGAGUCUGUUGUGCAGGCAAAAAUCAAAUGAAAUCAGAUCCAAUCCAUUUACAUUUAUGUUGCCUGUUCACAAACUGGAUAUGUAUCCGAUCUAUGACCAUAUUUUAUAGUUACUCAAGUCACAUUUUAAAAAAGGUCAGAUUUAAUUUAUUUAACAUAUCCUCACAGCCCUGAAAAAUCAGAUCUGAGUUACAAUAAGGCAAAAAAAAAUCAUAAUUCACUUUAGUGAGGUAAUGUGAACACAGCUUAAGACCAUGGUGAACAUUAAUGGGAAUGUAGAAGGAGAUUUCACCCUUUGACCAUGUUCUUUGUGUUGUUAUGCUUUGGGAAUCCAUCCCAAGGCCACUAAUGUGCAUUUUUCAGACAGAUACGAUACAUUUUAAUGACCCAUCACCAGUGGUCAGGAAAGCAGGAAAGCACAGGUUUUUACAGUGUAAACAUGGAUUCUGUUAUUUGAUGAUUUACGAUGAUUAUUGGUGAAAUUCAGAAGGAGGUACUUGUUGUUUGCAGACAUGAGAUGAUGAGAUGAUAACCACUACUCCAGUGACUGGAUUGCAGGCUCAGAUGAUCUAAUGUAAAUGUUAUUUUGUUUUUGUUGGUUUAUAUUUUGAUUUGUAUUUAUUUUAAUUCUACUUAAUUUCCUCUGCCAGUCUGAUAUAGUUUUGUAAUAAUACUUUAAAGUGCAUCUAAACUCUAAAAUUCCCAGGCUCUGUGGUCUGGGUUGUUGUGCCACUACAGCUGCAGUUUUAACAGUGUAAUAAAAACAGACUGCAAUAAUAAAUCCA